CCCUGUUUGUCUCCUCAGAAAACGAGAGAAAAAUUAUCAAAAUCUGCGGAGAGAAACAGAGAGUUACAGCCUAAGAAGGAGAGAUCGAAGAUGUACGGAUUCUCGACGAUUCCGAGCAAGGAUCUAGGGAAAGAGCCCGAUCUCGAGGCCGGCAACGGCGAGACUCUGUAUCCAGGGCUAGGUCUCGGCGAGAACCAGCUCCGAUGGGGUUUGAUCCAGAAGGUUUACGGCAUCCUCGCCGCUCAGCUCGUCAUCACCACAAUCGUCUCCUCCGUCACCGUCCUCUAUGCUCCUGUCAACGAGCUCCUCAGGGGAAGUCCCGGUCUCCUCUUGUUCCUCUGCGUCGUCCCCUUCAUCCUGUUGUGGCCUCUUCACGUAUACCACCAGAAGCACCCUGUCAACCUGAUCGUGCUCGGCCUCUUCACCGUUUCUCUGAGUUUCCUGGUUGGCGCAAGCUGUGCUAACACAGAUGGGAAAAUCGUGCUGGAAGCAUUGAUCCUGACCUCGGCCGUAGUCUGCUCUCUGACUGCAUACACCUUCUGGGCCGCCAAGAGAGGCAUGGACUUCAGCUUCAUGGGACCCAUUUUGUUCACCAGCCUCAUGAUCCUCGUGCUCACAAGCUUCAUCCAGGUGUUCUGCCCACUUGGUUCGACCUCGACUGCAGUCAUCGGCGGGAUCAGCGCUCUGGUGUUCUCGGGAUACAUAGUCUACGACACCGACAACUUGAUCAAGCGAUACACUUACGAUCAGUACAUCCUGGCCUCUGUCGCUCUCUACCUCGACAUCCUCAAUCUGUUCCUCACCAUCCUGCGCGUGCUUAGGCAGGGAGACAACUGAAUAGCAGUUUGUACAUAACUGAGCACACAUUCCCUUCUCCAUUCAGAACUUACCCUCGUAUAAUUUUUGCGUUAGUUCUCUUCUGUCUAUCGGUGCUUUGUAAGUUUUUGCAGUGGUAAAAAGUACAAUCCCCCAUUCAUCUUGUCAAACAGCAGUAAAUAGCUUCUUAUAUUUCGAAUUCUGUGUUACAAACUAUGACCUUUCCCUUUGAAUGAAUAAACUGAAUCUCG
This is a messenger RNA of Linum trigynum, 1067 nucleotides long. The record is from the annotation of a GenBank genome assembly. NCBI's taxonomy places the organism in Eukaryota, Viridiplantae, Streptophyta, Magnoliopsida, Malpighiales, Linaceae.